UCUAUAUAGUUGUAAAAAUGUGUAUCAAAGUUUUUAACAAAGAGAUUGAAUAAUGAGGCAAAUGAUAUGAUAUAAAUUAUCACAACUGUUAAACCAUUUGGUGGAAAACUAUAAAACUUGGCACAAAUUAGUAACAAUUAAAAAAUAAAAGAAUGGUAUAUCCAAGAAAAGUUUGUGAAUGCUUAUAUCAAAAAUUUCUACCAAAAGGCAAGAUGAGCCUCCAGUCGCGAAAAGCCACUGUCAUCCACUUCUUCGUAGUCUCUUAUUGAUUCGUAGUUACGUCACUAGAAAUUUUUCACUUUCCUUGAAAAAAUAUACCUUAAAAAUUUUUUAAUUUUAUGUAUUUUCUUCAUGAAGAUAAACGUAAGAGACCAUUAAAUUAAGUUAAAUUCUUCAUUAAGGUUUUGUAUAAAGUGUUUUGUAAAUUCUCUUUAUGUGCAUAUCUCCACACUUGCAUCGCGAGUUAGCCGCAUCCUCUUUCUGGCAUCACUAGUUAUAAACAAAUUACAACCUUUUUUUAUAGUUCUCAUUAAAUGACGAUAAAUGAUCACUGUAUACAACUAAGCUAAUAGAUUUUUUUCGGAAAAUUUUCUAAACUAAUGUACAUUAGUGUAAUAAGUUAGGGUAAAACAAACUAUAUUUGUCUCGUUCCAACUUAUUGCAUCAGUGUAUACUACACCCUAGUGGCACAGUGCAUUGGCAACAACAUUGGCUAAACAUUAUAACAUAAACAUCCGAUGUUAUGCGGGUAAGAAUAAAUUUCUUUUUCGAAGACUUUUCUAUGUUGAAUGUCCGGUUUUAAAGCGCAUUAUCUCAGUGUGCAUGUCAUGAGGAUGCGUCUGUUGCAAGGGGCAUGCUCCACAAUAACGAGGAGAGAUAGUUCGUGAGCCAACAGAUGUCUGAAUCAGUCUACCGUGGUUGCUGGUAGCGGUACGAGCUUCGCCGCGCUUGCGGUUUCUCUAUCGCAGUAGUGUGAUCGUGGCAAUUAGCGAACAAGUUUGGAAUUAUUUUCCCGCUGAUGCAGAUUUAUCGCACCGCGGGAGAAAGUCUCGUGUAAUAGCAAACGCCAGCUGAAGAUAAACCGUUCACUCCGGUGUGAAAAAAUCAUCAUGGAUCCUACUUCAGAAAACAACGUGAAUGGAGUCGGUAACGGCAUCCACAAGAGUAUGAAAGAUACCUUGGACAACGGCAACGGCACUAUGUCGCAUCUCUCCAGAAUGGCUGCGGUGGACAUCGAAUUCAACGAUGUGACAUAUUCAGUGAAGACUGGUCCAAAAGAAUUUAAGAUGCUUCUGAAGGGAGUUAGUGGGCAAUUUAAAUCGGGUGAACUUACGGUAAUUCUAGGUCCUUCUGGUGCCGGAAAAUCGACGCUACUCAACGUUCUUGCAGGAUACAGAUGCAUGGACAUAGGUGGGUCGAUACGUAUCAAUGGACAACUGCGAGACGUGCAGAAAUUUAAGAAGAUGUCGCGUUACAUCAUGCAAGACAAUAUGACACAACCAAAUCUUACUGUUUUCGAGGCAAUGUCCUUUGCCGCCGACUUUAAGCUCGGCAAGAGGAAAUCAAGGUUACAGAAACGCGCUGCUAUAAAUGAGAUUCUAAGUAUUCUUAGAUUAACUGGAACACAAAAUACAGUCACAGACAAAUUGUCUGGUGGUGAAAAAAAGAGGCUAACAAUUGCACUCGAGCUUGUAAAUAAUCCGCCUGUUAUUUUUCUCGAUGAACCGACUUGCGGACUGGACAACCUCUCCUCUACCAAGUGCGUUGAUAUUCUCAAGAGAUUGGCGCAUUUAGGGAGGACUGUUGUGUGCUCAAUGCACACGCCUAGCGCAAGCGCAUUUAAUAAAUUCGAUCACGUCUACAUCUUGACAAACGGACAAUGCGUUUACAGGGACACCGCGAGCAACGUGGUGCCGUUCAUGCGAGACGUGGGCCUAGAAUGCCCGAAACAUUACAGUCCUGCGGAUUUCAUAAUAGAAAUGGCAUCGGAUGAACAUGAUUUCGAUCUGAUCGAACGGAUGGUUGCAUGCGUAAACACGAAUCUACCUUUGGUUCCGAUUUUGCAAUCAAAGAGCGAAAUUGAUUUCGACAAAAACAAUCCAAAAAUCUCAUGGAUCUAUCAAUUCAAUACGUCAGUAAGAAGAAUGAUGACGCAGUUGUACCGAAACAGAAAUUAUAUGUACGUGAAGUUAUGGGUACUUAUCUUUUUGGGGAUAGUGAAUGGCUCACUAUUUUGGAAUAUAGGCAACGAUGCCUCCAGGGCCCUCUUCAACUUUGGCUUUUGCUUCGGAUGCCAGAUAUAUUUUCUGUAUAUACCUUUGCAACCGGUGCUACUGACUUUUCCUUCGGAAGUUAAAUUAAUGGCACGGGAACAUUUCAACGGAUGGUAUAAUCUUAGUGCAUAUUAUUGGGCUUUAACAGUAGUCAGUAUUCCUUUACAGAUAAUUUUUGGAUUUUGCUAUCUCACAAUAAUCUACUUGAUUACGGGACAACCCCUGGAGUUGCACAGAAGCUCCAUAUUCUUUGGCACUUGCUUCGUGUGUGCUUUCAUCUCGGAGAGCAUAGGACAAAACAUUGGCAGCAUGUUUAAUCCUGUAAACAGUAUGGUUAUUGGGUCCAUAAUAAGUUGCCCUUUGAUACUAACCGCAAUACAAGAUUUUGGUGUCGAAACAACCGGGCCUCGACCACUUUUUCGGACGAUCUUCAUGUAUACGAGUCACCUUCGGUAUGGAUUGGAGGGUCUCACGACGGCUAUAUAUGGAUAUGGUAGACAAAGAAUACCUUGCCCAACAGAAGAAUUUUACUGUCAUUUCAGUUCGCCUAAGGAAAUUAUGCAAAUAAUAGGGAUCACGUAUUAUUUUUUGAGGCAAAGAGUGCAACCAAACAAAACUUUCCAGAUGUUCCAGGUAAUAAGAAACUUAUUCAAGAACCAUUUCAACAUAUAAUACUAAGUAUACUUUAGUUUUGCUCGUAUCAUAAUGUGUCGACAUUAUACACAUUGCUCAAUGCUCUCUAAUUAACUUUACUAAGCGAAUUUCAAAAAUAUUUGCAACGAAAGUACAAAAUUGUCGAUACAACAAUAUGUCAAACGUAAUAUAACUAAAACGAGAAGAAAAAAGUAGAAUAAUUUAUAUGAAAAUCCAUUAGACUUUUGCUAAAUAAAACGAAGUGUGUAAGAAGAAAUUGUCGAUACAACAAUAUGUCAAACGUAAUAUAACUAAAACAAGAAGAAAAAAGUAGAAUAAUUUAUAUGAAAAUCCAUUAGACUUUUGCUAAAUAAAACGAAGUGUGUAAGAAAAUAUUAUGUGCUCCUAUUUCUAUCACCAUAUUGUCAAGAAUAACAUAUUACAUAAAUAUCGCGUCAAGGUAAGUGCGAGAUGAGAUAAAAUAUUUCUAUAUAGUUGUAAAAAUGUGCAUCUAAAGGGCUACCACCACGUUUAGUAGGUUCCUGGUAGAGGCCUGACUGUAAAUUUAACGUCGAGAAUUAUAAUUGCCUGAUCAGGUUUUCCUUAUCAAGACCUCAUGACUUGCCCCUUGUUACGCCUUACAAUUUCUAAUAGGGGGUAGCAGAGUAUCAGUAGGUUUCCUAUUAAAAAAAAUUUAUGUCCUAAACUAAUUUUUAAAUUGUGUUAAAUUUUAUAGUCAUCAGAAGUAUAUUCAAGUCAUUGAAGUUUAUCGAUGACCCAGAUAAUCCGCUGUCGGAUCAUAUCAGCUCGCCUCUUAUACUAAUACGGGAUGAUUUAUACUUAAAAGAAAAAGACUAGCACGCGGUCGCCACGUCGCGGCAGUGAGUGGUACUAGUACUAUAUGUUCGGAGAAUAUAGGGGCAUAUACGAAAACUAAUAUACUGUACGAGAUAUUAAAAUUAUAUCCCCAAAAUAUACAUGAAAAAUAAUAUACCACCAAAAACGUUAUAGGAAUAUGAUCAGUAUGUUAAAUAUAGUGCGUUUAUUCACAGUAUGAGUAUAGAAUAUUCUAAUAUCAUGUGCUGUGUGGGAUUUUCGUUUUAUCCAACAGCCGUCACGUGCGUGUAAACUUCCCUCCAAAUUAAAAUUAAUUUAAAUUACUAGUGAAAUGAAGGUCACACGCACCGCAAAAAACAUAUCUUGAAACGAAUGCUUUCAAUAACUGGUUUAUAUUUCAUAGAGAACUAAGAUGAGACAGCUACGCGAAAUAAAUCGAUAUUGGUGCAAUGGCGUCACACCAAUAAAAUUCGGAAAGCAUUCGUCCACGUUGAAGCACGUCAGUCACCUUUUCGUCCAAAGAACAUGACUGACGUAAAAAAAAUAACGUCAGUCGCAACUCGUUCGCAUCAUUCCGUAUUUUUGUUGCGUAGCCUGCGACGCUGAUUAAAAGUAUAUGACAUUCACCGCGUAUGGCUAUCCCCGCGGCGUGACGAGGAAGCGCACGUUGCGAAGCCCAUGUCGUACACGUACAUGUACACUACCGGAGGGCUAUAUAGUUGGUGAGCCACCGUGGUAUCUGAAUCAGUCGACCGUUGUUACUGGUGGCGGUACGUCGAGCUCUAUUGCGCUCGCGGUUUCUCUGUCACAGCAGUGUAAUCGUGCCAAUUGGCGAGCAACUUUGGAAUCGUUUUCCCGCUGAUGCCGAACAAUUCGUUGAAUCGCG
Vollenhovia emeryi is the source of this 4629-nucleotide messenger RNA. Its product is annotated as ATP-binding cassette sub-family G member 1-like. The transcript has 13 exons. Gene Ontology annotation, molecular function: ATP hydrolysis activity; ABC-type transporter activity; ATP binding. Gene Ontology annotation, cellular component: plasma membrane. The record is from RefSeq and is a predicted model, not a curated record. Lineage: Eukaryota; Metazoa; Arthropoda; Insecta; Hymenoptera; Formicidae. Bases 1110 to 2945 code for a protein of 611 amino acids.